AAUCUUUUUACAAGACGUCAUCUGGACGCUAAUAAUUUGCCAAGCGAACGCCAUCAUUUUUCAAAACGAGCGAGCUAUAUUCAACUCUUGCCACACGCCCCACACCUUCAUCUUUGAGAUCUCUACUUGAUCCCAUAUCGCCAGCUCAUAACCAAAAGGAACCAUGAACACUCAACCUCAAGUCGGAGGCGCGGGUCCAGCGCCCACUCAAAGCACAGCUGGAACAGCCCCUGGAGGAGGACAACAGGAUGCUCUAGAUAAAGGGAUCGACUCGAUUCUCAAUAAGUCAGGUCAUGGACAGAGUAGGCAGACGACGGAAAAGAUCUCGGACGGCGUGAGAAGCUUGUUUAAAAAGGCGACUGGCAAAGAUAUACCGAUCAAGGAUAAGCAGUAGGGGGCGAGAUCUUGACAAUGUUGUCUGACCGAAUGGGAUCACUGUUCAAGUACUGAAGCUAGAAUCCCUUGAACGCAAUGCAAUUGUGAUUUUGUGGCUGA
Molecule: messenger RNA, 495 nt
Organism: Kockovaella imperatae
Lineage: Eukaryota; Fungi; Basidiomycota; Tremellomycetes; Tremellales; Cuniculitremaceae
Exons: 3
Coding region: 164-394 (76 amino acids)
Source: RefSeq, a predicted model, not a curated record